GAGAUCGUGGGGGACCAACCUGAUACCUUGCCUUGUGCCGAUUUCUUGGGGGAACAACAUCUCUAACGACCAGCAAUGGACCAACUCAAACCACAAUAUGCCAUGUAUUCUUGGGCUCAAACGAACCCAAUGGCUAACAAGACUGUUGUGGACAUGGUGCCUCCAGAGAUGCUCCAUCUCGUGGAUGCCCAUUGGUAUCAGUUCCCCCCAAUGAAUCCACUAUGGCACGGUAUACUAGGUUUUGUGAUAGGCGUAUUAGGAGUGAUCUCGAUUCUUGGCAACAGCAUGGUCAUUUACAUAUUCAGCUCAACGAAAACUCUCAGGACACCUUCCAACCUUUUAGUCGUCAACUUGGCCUUCUCAGACUUUCUUAUGAUGUUCACUAUGUUCCCACCUAUGGUUAUAAACUGCUACCAUGAAACUUGGGUAUUUGGACCAUUCAUGUGUGAAAUAUACGCAAUGUGCGGGUCUCUCUUCGGGUGUGCUUCAAUUUGGACCAUGACAAUGAUUGCUCUCGAUAGGUACAAUGUUAUCGUUAAGGGAAUCUCAGCAAAGCCCAUGACUAACAAGAAUGCAAUGCUAAGAAUUUUGUUUGUCUGGGCAUUUGCUUUGGUGUGGACCAUUGCACCCAUGUUUGGAUGGAAUAGAUACGUACCUGAAGGUAAUAUGACUGCCUGUGGUACUGAUUAUCUGUCCAAGGAUUGGCUCAGCAGGAGUUACAUUUUAGUUUACUCCAUCUUCGUAUAUUUCUUACCUCUGUUUACAAUAAUAUACUCAUAUUUCUUCAUUAUUCAAGCUGUAUCAGCUCACGAAAAGGCCAUGAGAGAGCAGGCUAAAAAAAUGAACGUCACAUCUCUGAGAGGCAAUGAUGAAAAAUCAUCAGAAGCAAAACUUGCCAAAGUCGCUCUCACGACCAUCUCACUUUGGUUCGUCGCAUGGACACCUUACCUCGUCAUCAACUAUUCUGGAGUUUUCGAGACUGCUACAAUCAGUCCCCUCUUUACUAUCUGGGGAUCCCUCUUUGCAAAGGCCAAUGCUGUAUACAAUCCAAUUGUUUAUGCCAUCAGUCAUCCAAAAUACAAGCAAGCUCUGCAGAAGAAAUUUCCAAGCCUUUCCUGUACCGAGCCUGCUGAAGAUUCAGCUUCAGUGGCGACAGGGGUUACUGGAGUUUCAGAAGAAAAAGCUUAAAGAUAAAAGACAGUAUAUAUCUAUUUUUGCUUCUUUCUGUACUUAGAAUAGAUGCAUGAAAAAUAGAUGAUAUAUGUUCUGUACAA
Nezara viridula (southern green stink bug) is the source of this 1274-nucleotide messenger RNA. The record is from the annotation of a GenBank genome assembly. Lineage: Eukaryota; Metazoa; Arthropoda; Insecta; Hemiptera; Pentatomidae.